AUGUCCGAAGUUGAGUGCAUAUCUAUGGCCUCCCGCCAUCAUCCGCACCACCCACACAACUACCACCGUGCCAGCAAAAGCACCAGUGUGAUCGGCAGCAACAACCCAUACUUAAAGUUCAUGACACCAGGACUAGACCACCGCUCAUCCAUUACACAUGCAGAAUAUGAGCCAUCUCUAGCCGCUUCGUCCGUUUUUUGGACCGAUCUUGAACACCAACCCGUGGAGCCGCGGCCACGGCGUAAACGGGACUCGGCGCCCCAUAGGCGCUCUUCACAUCGCACCUACAACCGCAACUCACUGCUCGUAAACCCUGACAUUAUUGACCGACUGGACGAUGUCUCCAUCUACUCGUACCACCAUGAGGGUCCAUACGAUGCUGUCUGCCCGGAGCGCAACCACCUCAGUAGAUUCAGCCCGCUCGAGGCAGUCAAAGAGUCAAAUGCAGAGGCUCUUCGUGCAACUCCCCGCGACAAGAUCAUUGAUUCACUGAACAGCCAUCGUCCACUCGAUGGCACUGCGUUCUUCCCUCCAGGAACUACCGACCCGAAUGGUCAGACUUAUGACUAUGAAGAGGGUUCGAACAUGAUGAAUGAGCAUGGCAAUUUUAUGCGUUUCCCUGGCCUGAAAUUCACCGACGAGGACUUCAAGAAAGAUCCAUUCUACAAUCGUCCUAUCACAAACCCGUUCACUCAGCUACGGAAAAAACUCAGUCUGCGCCGUAAUAAAAAGCGCAGUAGCACCAUUUUUUGA
Messenger RNA from Penicillium taxi, 753 nucleotides. RefSeq lists its product as uncharacterized. The transcript is spliced from 2 exons. Lineage: Eukaryota; Fungi; Ascomycota; Eurotiomycetes; Eurotiales; Aspergillaceae. The record is from RefSeq and is a predicted model, not a curated record. Bases 1 to 753 code for a protein of 250 amino acids. Gene Ontology annotation, cellular component: cytoplasm.